Messenger RNA from Physella acuta, 5134 nucleotides. RefSeq lists its product as uncharacterized. Gene Ontology annotation, cellular component: plasma membrane. Gene Ontology annotation, molecular function: phosphatidylinositol-4,5-bisphosphate phospholipase C activity; carbonate dehydratase activity; zinc ion binding. The record is from RefSeq and is a predicted model, not a curated record. Gene Ontology annotation, biological process: lipid metabolic process; intracellular signal transduction. Lineage: Eukaryota; Metazoa; Mollusca; Gastropoda; Physidae.
GCAGGUGACAUAACCUCAGACAGACAAGACAACUAGCGGCCAGAGACCAAGACAUAACUGUCACAUGCAUAUGUCUCUGGCUUAAAAGACAUCGUAGCCAGACUUUGAGGAUCUGAUUUGUGUUAAGAAAAUCAUUGGAUUCGAUUAGUCUUAAGGCGAGUCCUUGAGAUCGUCGCUUGAAGGUGAAGGCCAGCCGGAAGUUGAGCGAGGAAGCCGAGAGUGAGCAGAACUCGUGCGAGUGGCAGAGAGUCGGGUCGGCAUUUGGAGAAAACAAGAUGGCGGCGACUGGAGGAAUGGUUCUCUUCGUUUCUCUACUGCUGCAGGGAGCUCUGGCUGCGGAUUGGUCAUACGACGGGGUGAGGCAGUGGAAGGACCACUACCCCAAGUGUGCAGGGGAGCAGCAGUCCCCCAUCAACAUUCACGAGGGCGAUGUCGUCAUUGAUAAGACCAUCCCGCCCCUCCUCUACGCAAACUACGACACUGUCAUCUCCAUGGUCUUGUCCAACGAUGGCCACUCAGCCUAUGCCAGCAUCUCUGGAGAGGACGCCCCCACCAUCUCUGGGGGUGGGCUGCCCGGGACCUUCAAGGCCGUCCAGCUCCACUUCCACUGGUCAGAAUAUUCCAACGCCGGCUCAGAGCACUUGAUCAGCGGCCACAGCUACCCGCUCGAGGUCCACAUCGUCCACCACAACACCAAGUACGCCAGCUUCAAGGAAUCUGUCAAUUACACAGACGGCGUGGCUGUCCUGGGGUUUAUGUACAUGAUAUCUGAGGCUGACAACAGCAACUACACAGAUUUGAUUGACAAGUUGAUCUUGGUCCAGACGCCAACAGCCAAUCCUGUACCCCUGGCACCUGCCUCCCUGCAGAGCCUGCUGCCUGCCACUUACCAGGAAUUCUACCGCUACACCGGAAGUCUCACCAUGCCAACGUGUAACGAAGUGGUCACGUGGACUGUUUUUGUUGAGCCAAUCAAAAUCUCAGAAAAACAGAUCGCCAAGUUCCGCUCCCUGACAGACGACAAGAAGACCCCCCUGACCAUGAACUACCGAGAGGUCCAGCCGUUGAACGGUCGUGUUGUCAAGUCCAACUAUGACCCCCAUGUUCACUGGACUUACGGAGAAGAUGAUGAGCAGUGGAAGAACCUGUACUCCAAGUGUGGUUCGAUCAGCCAAUCACCGAUCAAUAUCGAACCGAUGAACUGCGUACCUGAAAAAAUCGAUCCGAUGGUCUUCAACUUCUAUGAGUCAACACAAAGUUCAAUGACCCUCAAGAACAACGGUCACGCCGCCGAAGUGGUCAUCACCAACGCCAACAUCGGCAUCCAGGGUGCGGGAUUACCCGAUCAGUACAUGGCCGCCCAGUUUCACUUUCACUGGGGGUCACAUGACAAGCAGGGGUCGGAACACAAGAUUGACAACAGAUCAUAUCCCAUGGAGCUGCACAUUGUCCACUACCGGAAGUCUCUGGGCAGUCUGGGAGCUGCUGUCUCAAAACCUGAAGGUCUGGCCGUUCUGGGAUUCUUUUUUGAGAUUACCUUAGAAGACAACCCAGCAUUGAAAGACAUCAUCUACAAUUUGCCAUCAGUCACAGAGGCAGGAACCACCACCACCAUCCCCUCCUUCAGCCUCAACUCCAUCUUGCCCAGCAGUAGGAACACCUUCUACAGGUACUCCGGCAGUCUGACGACACCUGGGUGCCACGAGUCUGUCAUCUGGACUGUCUUCACUGACACCAUCAAGAUCUCGGCUAAACAGCUUGCAGCCUUCAGAAACCUCAAGUCCUCCCACAAAGAUGCUGACGGCCACAGCCUCAAUCUCGUGGACAACUUCCGGCCCGUACAGAGGCUCAACUUGAGAACCGUCGUCAGGAACUUCAACAUUCCAGUGUCCAAGCCCCACUGGACGUACGUGGGCACCCACGGCGCUGACCACUGGAAGGAUGAGUACCCCAUCUGUGCCAGCUCCAGCAGAAGCAAGCAGUCCCCCAUCAACAUCAAACCCCAGGAUGCCAGGUACAUAGAGGGACUCGACGACCUGUUCUUCAAGGGCUACGUGGCCAAACACGGCGUCACCAUGGAGCUUACCAACAACGGGCACGCAGUUCAAGCUGACAUCACCGGCGGCCAGAUGCUGGUUAUGGGCGGCGGCCUGGUGGGGACCUACAGGGCGGCACAGUUCCACUUCCACUGGGGGUCAGACAACGGGAGGGGGUCGGAGCACCUGAUAGAUGGGAUGUCUUACCCACUGGAGGCCCAUAUUGUCCACUACAGUACAAUGUAUCCCGACUUGAAGUCGGCAGCUACCAGCAAUUAUGGUCUAGCUGUUCUGGGUAUCAUGUUUGAGGUUGCUGACGAGACCCAGGAAGGUUACAAGAAAAUUUUUGACAGGCUGGAGGAGGUAGAGGAGCCGAAUUCCAAGGUCAGCCUUGAGGGCAUCCAGCUGGACUCUCUCUUGCCGGAAAACCGUGAAGAUUUUUACCGGUACGACGGCAGCUUGACCACACCCGGCUGUUACGAGACGGUCACGUGGACAGUCUUUAAAGACACUGUCAAGAUUUCAGAAGAGCAGCUCAAAAAACUCAGAAAAGUCAAAUCCAACGAAAAGGACACGGCAACCAAUCACUACCUUCCUCUUGUCAACAACUACCGACCAGUUCAGCCAAUCAACGCCCGUCUUAUAAAAGCAAGCUUCCGUUCGCUAUCAGGGGCCAAGUCUCUAGUAGCUAGCCUGUCAUUGGUUGUAUCUGUCGCUGUGUUAUCUUUACUCAAACAUGCUCUAUGAUCUACGGCAGUUAUGUUGGUUUUUUAAAAUUAAUUUAAAUCCAGAUUUUUUAAAAGUAAUGUUACUAUAUAUAUGAUUUUGUUAAAAUAAGUUUCUCUUUUGAGGACCUUCCUUAGCAUAAUAAUUUGUUGUUCAAUAUAUUUAUUUUUCAAAUGCAACUAAAAGUUUGAACUCAGAUAAUGUCAAUAAAAUCAAACUUUUGAUUUCCCUUUUCGGUAAUUGUCGUACAUAAACAUACACAACAGCAAUUUUGUAAAGUUGAGAGAAAUUUUUAACUUAAAUCCCUAAACGCGAUUUUCACUUCUUUUACCAACACACUUUUAAAAAUGUUUUUAAACCCUAAAACGGGUGUUGGUUUCAAAAGUUCCAGAAAGUUCUGGUACCGAAAUAAAUUACUUCACUGACGGAUAUUUACGUCUCCAUGAAAUGUUGAAGUUUUUAAAAAUGUGUCAUUUGUAUUGGCAAUGCAUUGCGCAUCAAUUCCAAGAAUAGAACGGAGAUUCCCGUUCGCUGUUCACAUAAUUUUUCCAGUAUCUUCACAAAGCCAUCAUUUGAGAUCCAUUGUUUGAGAUCCAUCAUUUGAGAUCCAUUGUUUGAGAUCCAUCAUUUGAGAUCCAUUGUUUCUGAUGUUUUCAUUACCCUUGUGUGUGCCAAAGAAUAUUAUCAUGUUACGUAAUUAAUUAGGCUGAACCAAUCAAUAUUUAUUGUUGUAAAUAUGUUCAUUUUUUUUUUAUUUUAUUGAGGUUUUACCAGCAUCUAAUUAAUGAAGUAAUUAAUGAAGUAAUUAAAGACGCCUGUGUUAUGAUCCAGGCAGAGAAGUAUUACUCAGAUUGUUGGUGUUCAUACAAUCAAUUUUAAUACAUGUAAGACUAUGAUUUAAUGAUUGUUGUAUUGAUUGUUAUGAUUACUAUAAUAUUUAGAAAAAAAAAGCAAUAUUUUGUUGUGAUUUGUAUGGUGCGUAAUCAAAGUUUGUCCAACUGAUUUUAAGGCUACUCUCAUUCAUUUUUUUUUAAAAAUAUUUUUUGAAUGGCUUCCCUUUGUAUGGACUGUAAAGGGACUUAAAUAUAUGUUCUUAUAUUUUUACAAUUGUAAACUAGCAUAACAAAAAUAUAUAUAAUUCAUAGUUUUCUAAUGUAACAUUAAAAUGCAUUUUUAUUUUAACAUUUCUAAAGAUGUAUAAAAAAUGUUUUCUGAAAUUAACCAACGCAACAAAUUAAAUUCUAAUUUUGUUUCCUGAAGGAAUAAAUAUUUAUUUUUCCAUUAAAUGAAAUUUGUGUCAGUCACAGAAUAAAAAAUCAGUCUUUUGUGUAGAUCAACUAAGACAAUUUUUUAAAUUUUUGAACUGAAACUCGUGAGGUGUCUAUGUUAAACUCGAAACUCUAUUGUAUGUGAUUUAUUUUAAUGUAAAGCUCUGUUCGUUGGUUACAUGCCGUGAAACUACAGCCAGUUUUCUUCAUGUAAAUGAUGUAAAUUGUAUUUGGUUACUUAUUGAUACAUGGGAUCCUUUUAUUAAAUCUGUAUAAUAAUCUAGAUUAGUUUUUUCACUUCACAAAUAUUCAUGUCGCGCGUGAUGAUGUAUAUCAUGAGUGGCGUCACUAGGUCGGGUGUCACCCGGUGUUGUACGCACCCCCCGACACCCCAUUGUGACGCCUCAGCAUACCUCAGUUUUAUUUUAACCAACUUUUGACGUUAUAGGCCUUCUGUUAUGGCCAAUCAAUAUUCCACAAUUCCGUUAGCAGGAACCAGUUGAACUUGUAAGAAUCGAAACCUUUCUUAGGCAUUUAUAAAUCCAUAUUUUAACGAUGUAGACAACUUAAGGGUGUUAGGUUAUAAAUCUACAUUUAACGAUAUAAAUAAAUCCACAAUUUAACUAUAUGGGGCUCCACAUUUUAUACAUCCGCCAUUUUAUGUGAACUCAUUAAAUAAAGUUAUACACAAUAAUGGAUUUUUUUCAUGUAUAUUAAUGUCUUCAUUGUUCUGCCUUUUAUUCACAUAAAUAUAUAGAUAUAGAUAUCUGUCAUACAUAUAUAUAUUUUACAUUCGUCUGUCACGCAUCUGUUGGCUGCAUGAUGUAUGACAGACACGCUAGUAAUCCGUCAUACACACAUCUUAUAUCUGUCAUCCAUCUGUUGCCUACAUGAUGUACACUCUGUAAUUGAUGCAUGGAUGUGUAAAGUCUACCCAUAAUGCCAUUUUACUGCACAAUUUUUUUUUCUAAUGUUCACGUUCGCAUGUUGAUUAACGAUCAAUGAUUGAAUAUCUAAGAUAAUCAAAGCACUCAAAGAAAUACUUGAUGUAUCGAUGUAUCGAUUUCAUGACUCGCAACACAGAAUAAAUAUUUAUUUACUUUA